AUUGAGGCAUGGUAACCUUUUCUUUAAUCAGACGUGUUGAGACCUGUAUCGUGUCAUACCAACGUGUGCGUUUCCUAUGAUAAUUGUGUGAUCUUUUUUAUAGAGUUGCAGUGUAUCGAUCGUCACUCCCAGGUCCCAGUAAACGACACAUUUUAAUUUCAGUCUCACGUUAGACGAGAAAAAAGGACUGCUGCAUUUGGUAGUUUGGCUUCGAUUGCAAGUAAAAAAACAUUGUCAAAAAAGAAGAUGAAUUGGGGGUGGUUAUAUAAUGUCAAUACAUUUGCAGUUUUGGGUUCACUGUUGAUAUUAGGCAGUUCCAUCAUAUACGUCACUCAACCGACCACAAUAUUCACCUAUCAGCAGGCAUCAGAUUUGAGCACGAGAAUAAAAGAAGAAACCAUCAGUGUUUUGGUAAACGAAAAACAGAUCUUGGAAUGGAAGUUGAAAUUAUACGAAGAAGACAUGAUGAGCAUGACUACCUUACUCGAAGUUACACAACAUUUGAAUACUGCUUUGGUUGACAAAAUUGAAUUACUGGGCCAAGUAACAGCAAAGAGGUCAGGACAGUUUCAAACAAACCAAUCCAUUCAACAAUUGCAAAAACAAAAAGAAAUGCUCGAAGCCAAUGCGACGAUUCAUCGAGACUUUUUCCAUGACGCAUCUCGUUUUUUGUACAAUACUUCCUACCCUGGAGUGGAGAAUUACACGCGUUACAUUGUGACUCUGCGAGGAAUGUUACCAUUAGACGGAAUCGAACCAAUUAAGCCGGAAUUCGGUGCAGUCAUCAACGAUGUACUUUCGUUCAAGUAUCCAAUCACUGUCCCAUUUUGCCGGGACGUCGAAACGAAUGGAACUGGACCUUUAGUGUUUAUAGCCGUCAAUUCAGCGCCGGGUAACUUCCAUAAACGAGAAGUCAUCCGCCAAACGUGGGUGACUCGUUUGAAAGCCGAUUGUGAGCAAGGAUUGCUAAAUCUGGCAGGUUUCGCUUUCGUUGUGGGUCGGACGGACAACAACGAAACGCAAAUCAAAAUCGAAAAUGAAAGCAAAACUUUUGAUGACAUCAUCCAAAUAGACAUGUUUGAUUUCUACCGCAAUUUAUCCGUCAAAGUGGCUGGUUUAUUCAAUUGGCUGUACAGAAACUGUCGUCAAACGGAUUUCCUAUUAAAAGUGGAUGACGAUGUCUACGUCAACGUGCGCAACGUGGCCCAUUUCGUGACGCAGUUUCAAUAUCAAUCCAACUACACCAUAUUCGGAAUCUCUCCUGGUAUCUUUUAUCCCCAACGAGCUGGUAAAUGGGCUUUGACGUACGAAGAAUGGCCGUGGAGUCAAUAUCCCGAUUAUUUCUUGGGACCAGCUGUUUUGCUUCCAGCUCACACGAUCCUACCGCUAUUGGCCGCCUUCCAGGUGACGCCCAUGAGCCCUUUCGAUGACCUGUACUACACCGGCAUGUGCAGAGAAAAGGCCGGCAUCAAAAUCCGCUAUUCCGUCAAUGCAACCAGCGUCUUCGUGAUGGGCCUGCCACAUCCUCCCACUCCAUGCUACGUGCGGCGACACAUUUCGUUUUUGAUCCCCGACGAGAAUCAAUUGAAACUCUGGCAUAAUGCGACCGAUGAUUUUUACAACAAUAGGACCCAGUGCAUUGUGGAUGGAUCCAAUGGGACCAACAUAACAAUCGAUCACAUCCAACCCUCACAGUUUUAUUUUACAGAACCUAAAAUAUAAAAGAUUCUUAAAAUAUAGUAUUUAAUAUUUUAAAAA
Daphnia magna is the source of this 1758-nucleotide messenger RNA. Its product is annotated as beta-1,3-galactosyltransferase 5. Gene Ontology annotation, molecular function: hexosyltransferase activity. The transcript has 5 exons. Lineage: Eukaryota; Metazoa; Arthropoda; Branchiopoda; Diplostraca; Daphniidae. Bases 247 to 1722 code for a protein of 491 amino acids. The record is from RefSeq and is a predicted model, not a curated record. Gene Ontology annotation, cellular component: membrane.